UUCAUCAUUUACUUGAAAUAUAUGAGAUUGAGAUGGAGCUUAUUAAUUGGCGUAUUGGCCCUCUAAAGGAAGAGAGUAAAUCGAGAAUUAGAAAAGGAUUUCAAGAAGCCACAGGUCACGAUCUUGAAUGGCUUUCACUAAAAAACAAAAUUUACAGUUUCAAAAAACUUUAUGAUGUUUAUUGUCGUCUGAUCGAAAAAACUGGAGUUGGACUUGAUCCCACCACUCUAGCUAUUGACAUGAACGACUCAUGGUGGAAUGAACGUAUUAAGGAAACACCAAUUGCUUCAAAGCUCCGAGCAAAUCCUCUUAUCGACCUUGAUAUAUUGGAUCGGCUUUUCAGUACCAAACACAUCAAUUCAGAUCAUAUAGCUAGUAAUAUAGCUGAAGAAGAUUCUGAUUCAGAUGAAGAAUUAUAGCAAAAUGAUACUCCGAUGCAGUAUAUGGAAGGGA
This is a messenger RNA of Camelina sativa (false flax), 453 nucleotides long. The record is from RefSeq and is a predicted model, not a curated record. Lineage: Eukaryota; Viridiplantae; Streptophyta; Magnoliopsida; Brassicales; Brassicaceae.